Messenger RNA from Aspergillus homomorphus CBS 101889, 2194 nucleotides. Its product is annotated as WD40 repeat domain-containing protein. The record is from RefSeq and is a predicted model, not a curated record. Gene Ontology annotation, cellular component: SAGA complex. Gene Ontology annotation, molecular function: TBP-class protein binding; transcription coregulator activity. Gene Ontology annotation, biological process: chromatin organization; regulation of transcription by RNA polymerase II. The transcript is spliced from 3 exons. Bases 383 to 2194 code for a protein of 603 amino acids. Lineage: Eukaryota; Fungi; Ascomycota; Eurotiomycetes; Eurotiales; Aspergillaceae.
AUCCCGGGAAUGCGCUUACUGAAUUCAUUAUAUAUCCGCAAAAAGCACAGAGAUAGAUUAGAAGUAUGCGCGCAUGGCAUGCGACUUCAAUAACCGCGAUUCAUUGAGCUCUUAUUGAGGUCUCCCCACAAAGGGUCCCAGCAAGCCCCGACCGUGCAUAAUACCUUUUCCUACGAAGAUCACACACUGCUACCGGUCACCACUCUACCGCAUCAUAAAGCUAUAAGCUCCAUCCUCCGGCCGCGAUAUGGCCUCCCUCGCAGACGAUGAUGACGAUCGCGAUCUCGCGGGUAACGCCCUCAUGGCCCUCCUCCGACGAACAGCAACCAGCUAACACAGUUCACGACCGAUAGGUUCCCAAGACGGCAGCUCGGACAACGAGAUGGAAGACGCCCUUCGCGACGCAGACGACGGGGUCAACGACAACGAACCGGACCCCGACGCGGACGACGCCGACCAAGAUGCGGAAAGCCAGUCCAGCCAUGUGUCGGACAGCGCCGGGGGAGCAACUCAACCGAACCAGGACGUGGAAAUGACCUCACCGGGGGCUGCGAAUAUCGCUUCUCCAUUAUCUGCAUAUCAUCCGCCGGUCCGAGCAGAGUGUCUGACGGCCACUACAUUCGAUAUCGUCCCCACGACGGCGGCGCCUCACAGUACCUCGAUCAAUGCGGUAACGGCCACGGCCGACAUGAGAUGGGUGUUCAGCGGCGGCUCGGACGGCUAUGUGCGCAAAUUCAACUGGGUGGACUCGAUCAACAGCAAGCUGAUGCUCACGGUAGCGCAGCGGCACCCGUUCGUGGACAGCGUGGUCAAGGCCGGCGUGCUGAUGACCUACUGGGAGAACAUGGACGGGAAUACGAUAUCGCCGGUAUAUUCACUGGCUAGCCAUAAGUCGGGUAGCAUCCGACUGCAGUCCGUCCGCCACGACGAAGGCAAGGAGAUCGCUCUCCUGCAACAACAUACAUCGGCCGUCUCGGUCCUGACACUGACCUCGGAUGAGAAAUCCCUGCUUUCCGGAAGCUGGGACAAGCGCCUCUUCGACUGGGAUCUGAACACCGGGCAGACGCGCCGUGCCUUCGGGUCGACUGCUGGACAGAUCUCGGCAAUCGAGAUGCGCCCGGAGUCCAGCCUACCUGUCCCGAAAGACGCCAUCGAGCCCCCGCAAACCAACGGCACCUACUCGUCCAAUUACCAAGCCGCAGGAGAUGAAGACAGCUUUCGGUUCAUGGACACCUCCAACGACCAAGGCGAGAACGGCGCUGGCCCAGACCCGCAGGCGGGCUCGCCAGCGGACUCGCUCUUUGGCGGCGCCGACUCUCUGUUCGGCGACGGCGACGGACCCAGCGGCGAAGACGCAGGCGCAUCCGGCAACGCAUUCGGCAUCGACGAGGAUGACGAGUUCGGCAAAGCACUCACCAACGGAGUGCUUCCAGACGCCGACGCCCCCGGCGAGCCGGAGACGAGUCACAACGGCGCCGCAGAAGCCGCACCUGCGCCCGCGCCCGCGCCCGCGCCCACAGACCCAAUCGCCAUGGACCAAGGGCCCGACACGGCCGCAGCAGCACAGCCCAACGGGGCUCCUCCACCACAGGUCAACGGCCUGCCACACGCGGAGGAGCUGGAGCCCGCCACACAGAACACGGUCUUCGGCGAACCGGCACAACCGGCACAGACGUCCAGCACAGACAAUACGUUCCUGGGCGCGUCGAUCGACGGCACGAUCCGGAUCUGGGAUCGCCGACAGCCCGACCCUGUGGCGCGGAUCAUCCCGCGCAGCGCGCCUCCGUGGUGUAUGAACGCCUGCUGGUCGCCGGACGGCAACUACAUCUACGUCGGGCGUCGGAACAAUACGGUGGAGGAGUACAGCCUGCACAAGGGCCUGCGGGACCCGGAGCGGACGUUCAGGUUCCCGCAGGGCAGUGGGCCGGUGACGGCGCUGCGGGCGAUGCCGAACGGGCGGCACAUUGUCUGUGCGUCGCAUGACAUUCUCCGGCUGUACGAUCUCAAGCACGAACAGGUGACGCGCCACUCGACGGUGCCGUUCCUGAUCAUCCCCGGCCAUCGUACCGGCACCGUCUCGCAGCUCUACAUCGACCAGGCCUGUCGCUUCAUGGUCUCGACCAGCGGCAACCGCGGCUGGGAGGGCAAUACCACCGAGGUGCUGCUGGGCUAUGAGAUCGGCGUGCCUCGCUAA